Messenger RNA from Pleurotus ostreatus (oyster mushroom), 1818 nucleotides. RefSeq lists its product as uncharacterized. The coding region runs from base 1 to 1818 and encodes 605 amino acids. Lineage: Eukaryota; Fungi; Basidiomycota; Agaricomycetes; Agaricales; Pleurotaceae. Gene Ontology annotation, biological process: proteolysis. Gene Ontology annotation, molecular function: aspartic-type endopeptidase activity. The transcript is spliced from 10 exons. The record is from RefSeq and is a predicted model, not a curated record.
AUGAAGUUCGGCCUUCUCGCCCUCGCGCUGGCUCAUGCCCACAUUUCUUCUGCCCUUAUCCUACCUUUCAAACAGGCCAGACGGUCAGCACCCGUCAGGCGAAGUGGGCUCACCUCGGUACACACUGUUCAGCCUCCGAAGGGCAUCAAGAACAUCAAAGUCUUUGCUGCGUCGGGCCAAUCAUCAGGUAGCAAUCUGGACCUUGACACCGUACAUGACCUCCUUUAUAUGGCCAACGUUACAGUUGGCGGCCGUGAUUAUCCCAUACAGCUGGACACUGGCUCUUCGGACUUGUGGAUAAAGGGCCCAUCAUCUCCACUACCUAACGCUGAAGUGACCACAAUUGACUACAACCUCACGUAUGGCAUCGGCUGGGCAUAUGGUCAUGUAGCUUAUGCUGAUGUUGAGUUUGCCAACAUUGGAGUGAAGAAACAAGCCUACUUGGACGUGUCAUCGGCGCAAAACCCUGCACUGUCAUACGGUGCUGUUGGCAUCCUUGGCCUUGGGUUCACUUCACUAUCAACAGUAGAUGCACUGGUCAAUAGGUCUGGAGCGGACACCGGACGGAGUCUUCUCUACAAUCUCUUCGAGGACAAUCCUUCGGAACCUAACUUUAUUGCAUUUGCUCUUCAACGGAGCACACAUGCAGAUAACGAGGUCGAGGGAAGCUUUUCCAUUGGCGAAUACGAACCUGACUACGCCCAUGUCGCGGAGAACCCGGCGAUCCCUACGUUCCCGCCCACCUCUCCCAAACGAUGGAACAUCUUGUUAGACGCUCUUCUCUUCCCUGAUCGUUCCGUCAUCCCCAACACCACGGUCUCAGGAGCGCCAGGCGGCAGAGCAGUUAUUCUCCUUGACAGUGGAACAUCUUACACUUACGCCCCCAAGGAAAUCUGCGAUGAAAUUUACGCCAACGUUCCCGGUGCGAAAUAUGAUCCCUCUAUGGGCCAGUGGGUUGUUCCUUGUUCCGCAGAAAUCAGCAUCGCGCUACAAAUAAACGGACAAGUCUUCCCCAUUCACCCUCUUGAUGUCACGCCCGCCGGCCUUGUUGAUCCCUCGCAGUGUGUUGGCUCUUUCGUCCCUCAAACAGUUUCAGUCGGCUCCGGCGAGUUUGACUGGCUUGUUGGCGAUAACAUCCUCCGUUCUAUCUACUCAGUCUACGACUUUGGUGACUUCGACGACUCCGGAAAGAUGGGCAACCCCUACGUCAAACUGUUGUCUCUCACCGACGCUAACAAAGCCUCCGUCGAAUUCCACAAAGUCCGUGGCGGCGCAGCAAGGAACGACAUCUCAUUCACCGCCGCCAAUGUUGGUGCCUCUGAUGGAUCAACUACUAUCACACUCUCUGCAAAACUCGCUGACACCCUCGACAAAGUCGGCAAAUACUUCCCCGCUAUGUUGGGUGUUGUUGCAUUGAAUGCCCUCGUCCUGCUCGGACUCAUUGUACUCGGGAUCGUUUUCCUUUGCAAGAAGAAGAAACGCCGCUCUGCCGCACCCGCUCGCACACCCCUCGGACGUUUGACACCUAUGCCGAUGGACGGACAACAACUCAGCGAUAGAGGCUCAUCACGACAUAUGUACGAGCCCGUGUCGAUGGCACUGACCGAAGACACUAUGAUGGUUACAUCCCCUGGUUUCAAAGUAUUUGACGGGGAUGUCAUACGACCGGCAGAUCGUCCCAUGUCCAUGAUGCCUUCCAACUCUCAAUCUAGUACCCAACCAUUCCCCGUCUCAUCGUCAGGAGCCGACGCUGUUGACGAUAACAUCUUCCUCCCACCAUCUCCCGCGUUCAAAAGCCGACCGCGAUCAGUAGCGUAA